This is a messenger RNA of Pogoniulus pusillus (Red-fronted tinkerbird), 3969 nucleotides long. It is a transcript of the gene CELF2, whose product is annotated as CUGBP Elav-like family member 2. Bases 594 to 2171 code for a protein of 525 amino acids. NCBI's taxonomy places the organism in Eukaryota, Metazoa, Chordata, Aves, Piciformes, Lybiidae. The record is from RefSeq and is a predicted model, not a curated record. The transcript is spliced from 13 exons. Gene Ontology annotation, cellular component: cytoplasm; nucleus; ribonucleoprotein complex. Gene Ontology annotation, molecular function: mRNA 3'-UTR binding. Gene Ontology annotation, biological process: regulation of alternative mRNA splicing, via spliceosome; mRNA splice site recognition.
UCGUAGCAGAGGGCAUUUCGCGCUGUCCUGACCGCUAACUCCGCGCGGUCGCUGCUUCCCCCUCGCGCGUUGGUGGGCGCACACCCGAGAGCUCCUGAGCGUGGGGCUGCGGAGGGGCGGGCGCGGGGCUUCGGCUCCCUCUUACCUCCCUCUCACGCCGCCGCCCACAAAGUUUGGCCGGGCGCUAGGCGCGGGCGAGGCUGCUCCCCGACGCCCCCCUUUCCAACCCCAUCGCAGGGAGUCUCGGUCGGAGCGUGUCCCCGCCGGUGCCGGUGCUAGGCCUCUCCCCGGGGCGGCGGGCCCCGCCGGGGGCGCAGGGGUUAACGGGGAGCCGCAGCGGGGAGAUGGCUCCGCCUCCCCGCUCAGCACCUGGCGCUCCACCGACAGUUGCCUCAGCAGUCGAUUUCGGAGGGGAUUGGCGGAAAAAAAAAACCGAGAGGGGGAGAGAAAUGUGACAACUGCCGGGGCUGGCGGCUGCCGCGGGGAGGCCUCCGCACCUGUGCCUGCCUCUCCGCCGCUCGGCGCAGUUGUGGGAUCCGCCGAGCACCGCCGCAUCCUCCCUCCAGACCGCCGCGGCGUCCCCGGAGCCCAGCAUGAGUUCUUCGUUCAAGCUGGAUUUCCUUCCGGAGAUGAUGGUCGACGGCCGCUUGCUGGUCUCUGACAGAAUUAACGGCACAGCUAACAAGAUGAAUGGAGCUUUGGAUCAUUCAGACCAACCAGACCCAGAUGCCAUUAAGAUGUUUGUUGGACAGAUUCCCCGUUCAUGGUCGGAAAAAGAGUUAAAAGAACUUUUUGAGCCUUAUGGAGCUGUCUACCAGAUUAAUGUUCUCCGAGACAGAAGUCAGAACCCUCCCCAAAGUAAAGGUUGUUGUUUCGUAACAUUUUAUACAAGAAAAGCUGCUCUUGAGGCACAGAAUGCACUGCACAAUAUUAAAACUUUACCUGGGAUGCAUCAUCCUAUUCAGAUGAAACCUGCAGAUAGUGAAAAGUCAAAUGCUGUGGAAGACAGAAAAUUGUUCAUAGGAAUGGUUUCGAAGAAGUGUAAUGAGAAUGAUAUCAGGGUGAUGUUUUCUCCGUUCGGCCAGAUAGAAGAAUGCCGAAUCCUUCGGGGACCGGAUGGGCUGAGCAGAGGCUGUGCGUUUGUCACAUUUUCUACAAGGGCAAUGGCACAGAAUGCAAUCAAAGCCAUGCACCAGUCUCAGACCAUGGAGGGCUGCUCUUCGCCAAUCGUGGUGAAGUUUGCUGAUACCCAAAAGGACAAGGAGCAGCGGCGUUUGCAGCAGCAGUUGGCACAGCAGAUGCAACAGCUCAAUACUGCCACUUGGGGAAACCUCACAGGUCUUGGAGGACUCACACCACAAUACCUAGCUCUUCUCCAGCAAGCAACUUCCUCCAGUAACUUGGGUGCCUUCAGCGGCAUUCAGCAGAUGGCCGGUAUGAACGCUUUACAGUUACAGAACUUGGCAACUUUAGCAGCCGCAGCAGCCGCCGCCCAAACCUCAGCUACCACCACCAAUGCAAAUCCUCUCUCCACAACAACUGGUGCUCUGGGAGCCCUCACAAGUCCUGUGGCUGCAUCAACUGCUAAUUCUACAGCUGGUGCGGCCAUGAAUUCUUUGACUUCUCUGGGUACUCUCCAAGGAUUGGCUGGAGCCACUGUUGGACUGAAUAAUAUUAAUGCACUAGCAGGUACCGUAAACAUUGCUCAAAUGCUCUCAGGUAUGGCGGCUCUGAACGGAGGACUCAGCGCAACAGGCUUGACGAACGGUACGGCCGGCACAAUGGAUGCUCUCACCCAGGCCUACUCAGGAAUCCAGCAGUACGCUGCCGCCGCGCUGCCCACCUUGUACAGCCAGAGCUUGUUGCAGCAGCAAAGUGCUGCGGGCAGCCAGAAGGAAGGUCCAGAAGGGGCAAACCUCUUUAUUUACCACCUCCCCCAGGAGUUUGGAGACCAGGACAUUCUGCAGAUGUUCAUGCCUUUUGGAAAUGUUAUCUCUGCUAAAGUCUUCAUUGACAAACAGACCAAUCUGAGCAAGUGCUUUGGUUUUGUUAGCUAUGACAAUCCAGUCUCUGCACAAGCUGCUAUCCAGGCUAUGAACGGCUUUCAGAUUGGCAUGAAACGCUUGAAGGUUCAGCUGAAACGCUCCAAAAAUGACAGCAAACCUUACUGAUCUUAACCCCAGAUGCUUACUGCUCUUAUUUUAGCUUUCUUAGGGUAAGUCCCAUGAGCAAACCUGUCCUCUGCAGGGGGGUUAAGAAAGAACAUAGAGCCAACCUUCACCAAGAGACAGUUAUUUUUACAGUUACCACUUCCAUUUCCCCACUUGUUCUUACUACGCUUGGCUCCCAUUUCCUUGCCAAGUAAUUACUGAGUUGCGUUACUGUAUUUUGUUUUACAGCAUAAUUUAUCUCCUUUUUCAAACAAAAAUAAAUGUCUUGAAAUUCAAAGCAACAAACACACACACACACACACAAAAAAAUGUGCAAUUUAACUCUGUGAACCCUGGUGCCAUUAGCACACAAUAAAAGUUGUUUUCUACGGAUGGAUCGUAUUUUGCCAGGGUGGCACCAGCAGUUUAUAGGUUAAACGAAAUGGCCUCAUGCCAGUUGAAGCACUUAUUUUGCAAGGAAAAUUGAAACAAGUCUUUCCACUAUGUCAACUUGUUGUUUGGGUUUGGUUUUUGGUUUUUUUUUUUUUUAGAGAAGAUUUUUGUUUGUUUGGUUGGGGUUUUUUCUGUUUGAGUCAAGGUAUUGUUCUAUAGGAGUCUGAUUUUACACUGGUCGUCUUUAGAUUUCACUCUUUUUGUUCUUGUUUCUUUGGAAAGGAUUAAUGUGUAAAAAAAAAAAAAAAAGAUUUAGAGAUCUGUUUCUAAAGCUACAGGGUUUAAAAUAAAAAUAAAAUAAAAUGAGUGACAAUACUUGAUGUUUCUUGAGAGAUAAAUUUAAUAAUAAUAAUAAUAAUAAUAAAGACAGCCACAGGCCUGUAAAUUUUAUUUGUAAAAAAAGCAUUUCUAUUUUUAUACAAAAUUUUUACUGCCUCAGAAAUAAUGGAAGUUAUUUAUUGCCUAUUGUUAACUUAUUGGAUACCUAAAGAGCAGCUCUCUAUGCUAGCUAGAUCCUUUGAAGUAGUCUCUAGAGUAAUUGUGCCAAGAGUGGGCGCUUUCUCACCGUUGAACCCUACACCCUUUGCAGUUCAUGCUUUUAUCCUCUUGUUUGUAUUCGUCUGGUUAUUUUGUUCCUAGUUUCCAUUAUCUAGUUUAAAGUUCGAUUGUCUGACCUUCCCCCCCACCCCCCCACCAUCCCUUUCUGUUACAUUCUUUUCUCCCCAAAGAGGAAUCCAUUCUCUCUGACCCCUUUCAGAUGGAUUCUUUCGGGGUUCCACUGUGCUCUCCCUGACAAGUAUUGUGAGCCAAUGCAAAUUAACGCGAACAGCUCGUACGUAGACUCUACAGAUGAAAGAUUUGCAUUAGUUUUCUCCUUUACCCAUACAAAUGAUUUUGUUUGUGCUGCGUAGAUCCUGUGUAACUUGUUUCCUCUUCCUUGUUUUUUCCCUAGACAUCUCCAUGCCCGUUAGCCCAUCGUUUGCCUAGCAUGUCCCUGUGGCGUCUCAAAAAAUACCCAAAACCAAACAAAAAAAAACACUGUUUCAUCGUCCCGUCAUUGUUUCUGAUGUCUUUCUGACCUCACAUCACAUUUGGUUCUCCUACUGACCUUUGAUCUAGUUUGACCUUUGAAAUUUGCAUGUGACCUCAUCUAGCUAUGAAUCCUGGGAAGUCAAUGUGAAAAAAAAAAAAGAAACAAAAAAAAAAAAAUUGCUGCAUUCAUGCAAGCCUGAAAUUUAUUAUUAGCUCAAUUAACGAUAGGAUAUAAAAACAAACCUGUGGCAAAUUUGAUUCUUUUCAGUUUUUUUCUCCUUUUUCUUUGGUUUUAUUUUUUUUCCCUUUGUUUUGUUCGGUUUGGUUGUUUUGU